Molecule: messenger RNA, 1290 nt
Organism: Anisakis simplex (herring worm)
Lineage: Eukaryota; Metazoa; Nematoda; Chromadorea; Rhabditida; Anisakidae
Source: the annotation of a GenBank genome assembly
AUGUCGUUACAAACGUUGUGUUGUACGUCUGUGGUCAAGUUUCUCAGACCCGUCGUCCUCCUAACACGUCCUCCAGUUGCCGUCAACUCCUUCAGGCGUAUCUUCAGCCCGUCACAGCGUUUCCUGGCUGCUUCCGAUUCCUCAGCUGACGGCAACAGCAACAGCAAUAUCAACAGAAAAGCGUUUCGUUCACUUCUCUCCGAUAGCAAUGUUACGACGUUGAAGUUUCAGAAGAAAAGCGCUGAAGAUUUGAAGGGCGGCUUAGAGGAUGAACCUGAGAAUUCGUUAUCGUCGUUGGGUGGUUCGACGACCACAACUCUGUCAGCGUAUCGACGAUUCUGGAAAAGAUUUCAUAAGAUGAUGGGAACUGAGGUUGACGAAAAUGCCACAUACGAAGAGAGACGAAGGCAAAAAAUGGCAAGGAAUACAAAAAUGGGUAGCUUAUUUCUAGUGGUUGGCUCGUUUGCGGGUUUCGUUUGGUUUUGUAUUUAUUACGGGCGGCCGAAACGUGACGAGAAAGGCCAAAAAAUACAAGAUGAAUUCAGUGGCACUUUCUUCGGACCAUUCUAUCGUAUCAUGAACAGUUUCAAACUUUGGAAAGAUUAUGUGGUGGAACCGUCACGAGAGGUGCUUUUGCCCGAUCCGUUGCCGCCACCAUACUUGCAACCGAAAUAUACGCUUGUGAUCGAGAUGAAGAAUGUUUUGAUUGCUCCCGAAUGGACGUACAAAACAGGACAUCGUUUUGUGAAACGACCAGCGCUGGAUUAUUUUUUGGAUAUUGUUGGAUAUCCAAACUUUGAAGUGGUUAUCUACACAUCGGAAUCUUCGAUGACAGCACCGCAAGUGAUCGAGUCAUUCGAUCCAAAGCAACGAAUCAUGUACAAACUCUAUCGUGAUUGCACCAAAUACAUGAACGGUCAUCAUGUCAAGGAUUUAUCUCGUCUGAAUCGAGAUCUGUCGAAGGUGAUCUACAUUGAUUUCGACCCGAAAUCAUUCCAACUGAAUCCGGAUAAUGUGUUACGAAUACCGAAAUGGGACGGUGACAUGGACGAUACGUCGUUGGUGGAUCUUGCUGAACUGUUGAAAACGAUCCAUCUGUCAGAUGUGGAAGAUGUGAGACCAACACUUCAGUAUUACAGUCAAUUCGAUGAUCCGGCUAAAGAGUUCCGUCGUCGAGCGAUGUACAUUGCUGAACAGGAUCAUGCGAUCAAAGAACAGCAAGACCAACAAGAUCAUAGUAUGGUGAAGCGGUACUCGGGACGAUUAUUUGGCUAUCGCAGGCAUGCCUGA